Paramecium tetraurelia is the source of this 1119-nucleotide messenger RNA. RefSeq lists its product as uncharacterized. Gene Ontology annotation, biological process: cell adhesion. Lineage: Eukaryota; Ciliophora; Oligohymenophorea; Peniculida; Parameciidae. The transcript is spliced from 4 exons. The record is from RefSeq and is a predicted model, not a curated record. Gene Ontology annotation, molecular function: carbohydrate binding.
AUGUACGUUUUGCUAUUUCAACUAGUGAUUCUCGUAUAUGGAUAUCCAAUCUUGGAAAAUGGAUAGUUGCUAAUUGGAGCCGGAGGUUUGGCUUGUGAAAAAGACACCAUAACACACAUCAAAUUCUUGAAUGUUUACAAAGCAUAUGUUCCCUAAGUGAUCUUCGUUUUGAGUAAUCACACCAAUGAAAUGCAGUUUUCUGAUUUCGCUUUGGACAUCCAUGUUGAAUUGAUGAAAGUUAACACAACAGGAUUCACAAUCCAAGUAGUCUGCUCGAAAAGCUGCAUUAAAUCAGUACUAUACACUUGGUAUGCUUUUGGAGGAGACACCUAUGAUUCAGGAUGUUUUCCAUUGUAAGAGAAGGCUCAAGUGACAUUAGAGCAAAUUUACACGUCUCCGAUGCAGCAUUCAGUGUUCAUCUCUGGAUUUGCUGGUUUCUUCAAAUACGGUGGCAAGAAGCCAAUGCUGAAAUUAUACUCCUCUUUUGAUAAUCAAAAUCUGACCAUACAAGUCGAAUCUACCUUUUAAUAUGUGUACAUCUGCUAUAUUCUGGCCUAAGAUAUGAGUUCGACCACACUCAAUGAUACUGAAAUAGCAACUCUGGUUUAAAAGGGGACAUAUUUAGAUGACACAUUGAUAAUGGGAAUGGAAUCUUUCUAGUUGUUUGGCAACAAUCUUUAAAUACAGAUGUUGAAUGACAAAUCCUUCUUUCCGAAAUAAAUUGAAUUAACUGUCAAGGUUGCAAAACUCUAUGAUCCAACUUACAGGAGUUGUCCAAAGGUGUAUACUGAAUGUAUGUUCCAAGGAGAUCCCAUCUAUGUUUGUGAUGAAACUGUGAAAUUGACUAAUAUUUGGAAGGAGUUCAAAAGUUUAAGAGUGUAUGAUCAGAAAAUGAAAUUCAAAUUGAACAUAGUUAGCAAUGAUAACAUCUUGUGGCUUUCAGAAGAUAUUGAUUGUAGUUAUGACAUGUAUGAUUAAUUGAUGGAAUUCAAAAUAAAGAACUAACCGAUAGAGAGACAAAUUAUUCGAAAGAGGAAGAUGAUGGGAAUGCUUUACGAUGAACAAACCGACGAGGAUUAAGAAUACUCUGAAGACACUAUUUUAAUUGGUUAAGCAUGA